AUGCAUACACAUACCUCAAGCCGACUACUCGAGCUCCUGCUGUGGUUCCAAUUUUGCCUAGCAAGCCAUGCGUCAAUAACCACACUCUCAGCAGCAGUGACACCCACCAUCCCACACCCACCCUCAUACACCUCCCCAGAGCUCUUUAAAGAUACAAUCCUCUCCGCCAGCAACACCUAUCGCCGAAACCACAACGCAAGCGAACUAACCUGGAACGAGACACUAACAAAAUACGCUAGAGACUGGGCAGAGGGCUGCAAAUGGAGGCACUCUGACGGGCCAUACGGCGAGAACCUCGCCUUCGGCUACGCGGACCCCAUCACCGCCGUCUCGGCGUGGGGCGACGAGGGCCAGAAAUACAACUUCAAGCUACCGACAGGCUUUACCGAGGAGACGGGCCAUUUCACGCAGCUGGUCUGGCGGGCCACGAAAGAGGUCGGGUGCGCGGCCGUUGAUUGCGGAUAUAGCGACGGGAGUGAUGCGAAGGAUAAGCACGGGCAGUAUACGAGGGCGCAGGGGUGGUAUGUCGUGUGCGAGUACUCGCCUGCAGGGAAUGUUAUCGGCAACAAUAAUGCGUUCUUCCGGGUGAAUGUGCAGUCGACGAGUACGUACUCCGGGCCAACGGCGACUGGUGCUGAGACUGGUGCUGUUGCGACUUCGACGGGGACCAGUGGUGUGGGUGGAAUGUAUGAUAACCGGUAUUUGGGUGCUGAAACUCGGAAUGUUUUGGUUGGAUUGAUGCUGUUUGUGAAUAUGGUUUAG
Aspergillus clavatus NRRL 1 is the source of this 762-nucleotide messenger RNA. Its product is annotated as putative extracellular SCP domain protein Pry1. Bases 1 to 762 code for a protein of 253 amino acids. The record is from RefSeq and is a predicted model, not a curated record. NCBI's taxonomy places the organism in Eukaryota, Fungi, Ascomycota, Eurotiomycetes, Eurotiales, Aspergillaceae. Gene Ontology annotation, cellular component: extracellular region. The transcript has 2 exons.